This is a messenger RNA of Fusarium coffeatum, 1860 nucleotides long. RefSeq lists its product as uncharacterized. Bases 1 to 1860 code for a protein of 619 amino acids. The transcript has 5 exons. The record is from RefSeq and is a predicted model, not a curated record. Lineage: Eukaryota; Fungi; Ascomycota; Sordariomycetes; Hypocreales; Nectriaceae.
AUGCGGUCUUCAGGCGAAGGCCUACCUAAUUCCCCGAGAUGCGGACCAGUCCUUCAUUCGGCUGUUGGAGACCACAAAGCUCUCUUCGCAAGGGAACAGACGUUUCAAAGUGACAGAACAAAACUUGACACGACUUGGAAAGAUGUAACUCUGUUCAAAAUUGGCGGAGCUGGUAGAGUAUUAUCGGAGACAGAAAAUACUACGAUCGAGUUCAGUGUCGAAAUCGCUUGUGUCCUGUGUUACAUCAAAGGAACAGCCCAAGCCACACUAAAAGUACCAGGAGAUGGAAACGUGAUCGACCGUUUCAUCGACUACAAGAAAUCAAUCGGUGAUACCAUCGAUAAUAUCACAACGGAAGCUUUCGGGCCCCUUCAAAAGCAACUUACCAAAGGUGCUGAAAAGCUCGACAAUGCUAAAGAGGUCCUGGAGGACCAAGUAGAAAAGAUUGCGGAUAAAGUAGGGGACAAGGUUAUCGAGGUUCUUGAGAUAGACUCAGAUGCCAUUAAGAUUGUCGUUGACAAGGUGGUUGGCACGGUAAAGGACUUCAUGACCGAUAUGACUAAAGAGGCCAAAGAAGUAGCGACAAAUCUCGAAAGAUAUUUUGAAGAUAUCACAGACAGUGUCGUGGAGAGAAUCAGAAGGAUCCUCGAGGGAAGCCAACCUCUUUUUGACGCCUUGGACGACUUGCAGGAAAAGAUCACAAAUGUGACUGGUCAAAUAGUUACGUUGUUCAAAGACGGCGCCAAGGAAAUUUCCUCCGCACUCAUGGAAGCAUUUCACCUUGACUCAUUUGAGUUCCCAACCAUUGAUAUCGACUUCAACCUCCCAGAGAUUGAACCUAUUCCAGAUCUAUCUAUGAGCUUUGUGCUGGAGGAUUUCGAAUUAUAUCUGGAACUGGAAGUUACUCUUGCAGCAAGUGCGACAUACACGAUGUCACUAUUCAGAUCAUCCUCUUCGCUGGGAAUCGCCUUGCCGGAGGCCUACGCCGGUGCAGUCGUGGCGAUUGAUCUUGUUCUUACAGCUGAAGUCGAGGUUCAGCUUCAAGGUGGCUUUCAUCUCAAGGUUGACGACAGCAUGGUGGUUGACAUCGGCAUGUUCUCAGCGAACAUCUCGGAACCUGAUUUCCCUGGCGGUCAGUUUGAGUUUCUACCUGUAGCCGUAACUUCCGGCAGUGGAAAGGUCACGGGCGCGCUGCGCAUAGAACUGAAAGCAGGACUGGAGCUACAGAAUCAUACGAUGAGCAUCUUCGGCAAACCCCAGGAAUUCGGUGCUGGCGGUGAAGUGAGCGUCUUCGCCAACGUCGCUCAAUUCGAGGCGGAAAUUAGUGUGGGUGAUGAUAACGGAUGCCAGCUUGGGCUCGGCUUCGAGUUCAACGUUGAAGCUGCCGCUGGGGCAACACUGGCGUUGAAUGACCAUGCAUGGGGGCCAAUGCCUGAGACAUCAUUUUCGAUGUAUGCCACUACAUCUGCUGUAACAGUCACGACGGACGAAGCUCAAGGACGAGGUGCGUUGUUUUUGGAAGGCUCUAUCGUUACAACAACAAUCUCGUCGACGGUCAUCUACUCGGGUGUGUCAUGCAAAUCAACUGGCAUGAUUAAUUGUCCUGCGUCUCUCCAGACUACUGCGACAUCUUCGUCAGUCAUGACUCACGUCACUACGGUACCUUCAGGCGAGACCCCUAAAUUCCCGGCCCAGUCCUCGAGUGUGAAAAAGGUGCAGAGUCCCGUUCCCUUUGGAGCAAAUGCGCAAUAUGCUGCAGCCGCUGGACCAUCUUCAUCGCGAUCUUUCUUCGACCGCGAGACAGGUGGUGUUUCAAACAAGAUCAUUGUGGGGGUGGCUGCGCAGACACAACCAACGUAA